CCAGUUUAUAAUCUGCUGCUUUAAAAGGUUUAUCCUCAGCAUCUUCUGCUUUCUCCCUCACCCCUCCCCUCCUGGGAGCGAGGGGAAAAAAAAAAGUCAGCCAAGCACCAGGCUCCAGGUGGCUCUCAAGUACUUCACUGCCAAAAGAAAAAAAAAAAAAAAUCGUACGGUGGAAAACAAGUGAGAAAGGGGCUCCCCAGAGGAGACUGGUUCAGACUGGAAGGCAGCAACAUUCGGAAAGCGCGAGGACACAGCUCACACCGGUCGCCCGCGCGCCGAGCACAGGGACGCUUUCGCUGCAAUUAGCCCGAGCUGGAGGCGCUGGCGGAGGCUGCAGGCUGCGGCGGCCCCGGGGGCCGGGCAGGGUCCCGCAGCCCCCAAGCUCCGGGCAAAGGCAUCACGCUCGCUUCUCCCGGCUCCCCUGCUCUCCCCCGCUCUCCCAGCCCCUUCCCCCUCCCUCUUCUUGGCGUUCCCAGCAGCCGAGGGUUUCAGAUGUCCCACCGCCGUUUGACCCCCUCCCUCCUACCCCCCCCCCACCUCCGCUUCUCCACCCCUGCAAAUGAGGUUUGACCAGCGGAGGCAGAGCCCACCUCUGGCUUAGAAUCACUGACAUUUAGACUCCAGGCUUCAACCUGUUUACAAGCGGGCUUUCCAAAGGAAGGGGGGUGCGGGGGGAGGGAAAGAGGGCCAAACAAAACACCAACCGCCAUCCCCCCCGCCACCCCAAACAAGAAGUGACUUUCUGGAGGCUUCAAAUCAACAGGCACCACCAAAAAGAGAAAGCAACAGGGAGAAGAAAACAACGGCUGGCUACCCCGGCAGCCGCCUCCGGUUCUGACAACUCCGAGGGACACACUUUCAGAGCUGGCUAGCGAACAGGGGCUGGUGCGGAGAGGGGCUAGACACUGCCAGCCGCGCCGGGGCGCAGAUAGCUCCCCCAGCCUCCCACCCCAACCCUUUUGGGUUUUGUUCACCGUGCUGUCAUCUGUUUUUCAGACUUUUUUUUCCCCCCUGCAUUUAACAUGGUGAAGAAAGGAGUGAAGAAGAGAACAAAGUAAACUCCUGGGGGAGUGAGGAGGGAGACUGACCCACACCACCACCACCACCACCAGCUCCUGCUACUGCGGCCACCCACGUCCACAUUCACCAGGAGACCCAGGGCGCGCGCGGCGGCGGAUCCGAGAAAGGAGCGAGGAGAGGCAGCCGGCCCUUCCGCGGAGUUAUGGAUGUUGGUGCUUUCACUUCUGGCCAGAUCCGAGCCCAGAGGGAGCUAACCAGUGGCCGCCACCUCCAGCUGUCUCCUUGCCUCGCACCAGGUCUUACCCUUCCAGUAUGUUCCUUCUGAUGAGACAAUUUCCAGUGCCGAGAGUUUCAGUACAAUGUGGAAAUGGAUUCUGACACAUUGUGCCUCAGCCUUUCCCCACCUGUCCGGCUGCUGCUGCUGCUUCUUGUUGCUCUUCUUGGUGUCUUCCGUCCCUGUCACCUGCCAAGCCCUCGAUCAGGACAUGGUGUCACCAGGGGCCACCAACUCCUCUUCUUCCUCCUCGUCCUCGUCCUCCUCGUCCGUCUCCUUGCCUUCCAGUGCGGGGAGGCAUGUGCGGAGCUACAAUCACCUCCAAGGAGAUGUCCGCUGGAGAAAGCUGUUCUCUUUCACCAAGUACUUUCUCAAGAUUGAGAACGGAAAGGUCAGCGGUACCAAGAAGGAGAACUGCCCGUACAGUAUCCUGGAGAUAACUUCAGUGGAAAUCGGAGUUGUUGCUGUGAAAGCUAUUAACAGCAACUAUUAUUUAGCCAUGAACAAGAAGGGGAAACUCUAUGGCUCGAAAGAAUUUAAUAAUGACUGUAAGCUGAAGGAGAGGAUAGAGGAAAACGGAUACAAUACCUAUGCAUCUUUUAACUGGCAGCACAAUGGGAGGCAAAUGUAUGUGGCAUUGAAUGGAAAAGGAGCUCCUAGAAGAGGACAGAAAACACGAAGGAAAAACACCUCAGCUCAUUUUCUUCCAAUGGUGGUACACUCAUAGAAGAAGGCAGUGUUUGCAGAUGCAGUAUAACCAAAGGCUCUUUAUGAGGCAUAGUUGAUAUUCUUUAUGAAGACAGUACUUCACAAGGCAAAGACACACUGCAAAUGUCUGCUUGCUUGAAAGAAAGGAGGCCUUUGAAGGUUUUUGUACUCUCUACUGACAUAUGAUGUUCUCUUAAUUAGUUCUGUGUCCUGCCUUGUGAUCACAAUAUAAACAGAUCAAAUGGAUGGAAUUUAUUCCCAAGUGAACAAUAUUGUGGCUGAGUUUAGGGGUUAAGUUUUUGUUUAUGUUUUUGUUUUUAUCCUCUGAGAUAGAACUUAAAGGACAAGGAACAAUCUGUUGAAUGAUCUUUGGGAAAGUUAUUUAUGGAAUACGAACUCAUUUCAAAGACUUUCAUUGCUCAUUCAAGCCUAAUGAUUCAAUGAGCAGUAAGACAUGCAAGCAUUUACUGGAAAGCACUUGGGUCAUAUCAUAUGCACAACCAAAGGAGCUUUGUGUGUGACGUCAUGGAAGAAUCAGAUAGGAUUAAAAAAAUAUAAACAUGGUAGUGUAAAACUGUUCUAACCAAACAAAUAGUAAUGGUAUGCUUGUGCAUUCUGCCUUCAUCCUUUUCUAUUUCCUUCUAAGUUAUUUAUUUAAUAGGAUGUUAAAUAUCUUUUGGGGUUUUAAAGAGUAUCCUCAGCAGCUGCUCUCUGUUUUACCUUUUCUAUUUCUUUAGCACACCACAUGCAUAUUCAUGACAAAGUGUUUUUAAAACUUGGCAAACACUUCAAGAAUAGGAAAUAAAAUUGGGGAAAGAGUGUGAGUGCCCCAUGCGCUGUCUGUUGAAUUCAUCUGCACUUCUGCCGUAAGAACCAUCCACAAUAAACAUGACAAUACUACGACAUGGCCUGAGUGAGAGAUAUUUGCCAUCAUUUUAAAACGUACCUCACUCCUAAGGCUUCCUUUCCUAAGCAAUAGACCAAAAAACCAAAUUCUUCUCUUUUAAUAAAUCAGUGGGCCUCCAAAAGUACAGUAAAAGAAAGAAAAUUAAUUGUCAAAUAUGUUUUAGUAGCAUAGGCUCAUUACUUACUAAUGAUUUUUUGCCAUAUGUCCCAGUGGUAAAUGAUGAAGAGGCUGUCUGCCUAUAUAAGAACACUUUGCAAGUCUCACAUAGUGUAUCUCCCCCACAGGAACUAUCAAGGAAUUUGGUAUGAAGUGCAACCCCCCUCCCCCACAGGGGCUUAAACUGAGCAAAUAUAUCCUGGUAUAUGUGUAACUAUAUGCUGAAAUUUGUUCAAAUGGUAUGAUCUAGUCUUUGCAAAACCAAAUAAAACUUAUUUUCUGUAAAUUUUAAGAGCUUUGGAAGGUUCCAUAAUGUAACCUUAUUGAAAUUCAUUUUGUUAGAGCAGGUAUAGAAAACAGUACAGAAAAGCAUACCAGUCAUCAUCACAUUGUAUUCCACUAAAUAAAUACUUAAACCUUAUUUGCAGUGUCUGUAGUGAUUUUUAAAAGUGUAGAAAAAUACUAUCUGUUCUAAAUACUUUAAGUGAUAACUAUAAGAUUAUACUGAUACUGCAGUUUUAUCUUAAUAUUUCUUGUUUUGAAAAGGUCUGUUUAUUUUUAUUAUUUGACACAGUAUUUUGGUACAAAGGAAAGACUUACUAAAUGUGUCUUUUUACUAAAGUUUAAGCUCUAGAAAGUCUGGUGUUUUAUCAUCUUCUCUAAUAACUUAAUUGUGUCGAUGCUUAACCAACACUUCCAGUUAAUCUGUUAUUGAAAAAUUAGCUUUAUUAAGAAACUUUCCCAUAAAGUAAUUCCAUUAAAGAUCAUAUUUUUUUCAUUCCUUAAACAAGUUGGGAUUUCAAAGGAAAUGCAUUUGAGGCAGAAUGUUUUGGCUUAUGAUAAACUUGCAUUUUAUGGUACUUGGCUUCCAACUUGCUUUUUGACAAAUGGGAUUCUAAAAAUGUUUAAUUUUGUGGUUGGAAUCUGUGUGUUAAAAUUUAAUUGGUAACUGAGUCUGAAAGCUAUACUGUAAUGCAUUCCUAUGAGAACUAGAUUAUCUUUGUUGUUUUAUUUUAAAAUAAUAAUUGCACCUGACACAUGAACAUGGACCACCCGCAACCAAAAUUAAAUGUUUGGUGAGACAAAUAUAGUAUUAGAUGACCAUGGUAACAGCAAAUAGGGCACAAACUGGAUUCGUAUUUCACAUAGCCAUUUAGAUUACCAAGAGACUAUGUGUAAACAGUCAUCAUCUUAGUACUCAAAACACUAAAACAGCUUCUAGCAAAAUAUAUCAAAGCUUGCAGAAGCCAAAAAUAGAAAACAUCUCCUAUACCUCUCCCCUGUCUCACCCCCAGAAUAAACACAUGGACAGAAAAAAAGAUAGAAACAGUUUGGUAAAGAGUAGUGAGAUUCUCCUGCAUUUAAAAUGGCAUAUUUGCUUGAUGUGGAGAUAGAAUUCUGGUCCCCUUGCAGCUGGAUUGUGCUACUGAAGGAAAAGCGGCUCCAGUCCUGAAUUUUUUUUUUUUUUUUAAUCAUGAGGUUGGUAGUUCUGCCUCUGUAGGAAGUGUGAGCCCUGACUACAAUGUCAAGGUGCAUCAGCCACAAAUGUGUAUCCAUCUGAGUGUUGAUUUCAAGGAGACUCCUCAUAAAGAUAUAGAUUCCCUCCCUCCUCCUACCUCCCAAAAGGCUGAACAGUGUAUAGUAUGUUACAUUUAAAUAAAUCAAUAAAAAUACUGGGUAA
Capra hircus (goat) is the source of this 4746-nucleotide messenger RNA. It is a transcript of the gene FGF10, whose product is annotated as fibroblast growth factor 10. The transcript has 3 exons. Gene Ontology annotation, molecular function: chemoattractant activity; type 2 fibroblast growth factor receptor binding; growth factor activity. Gene Ontology annotation, biological process: wound healing; positive regulation of epithelial cell migration; animal organ morphogenesis. Bases 1380 to 2021 code for a protein of 213 amino acids. The record is from RefSeq and is a predicted model, not a curated record. Gene Ontology annotation, cellular component: cytoplasm. Lineage: Eukaryota; Metazoa; Chordata; Mammalia; Artiodactyla; Bovidae.